AAAUUUUUAAUUUUCUCUUUCAAAUCUUAUUGUUUGGUUUUAAUUAUUUUCUUUUUCUUUUCACAAUCAGAUUUGUUUUAAUUUUAUGUCAAGUCAUUUCCUGUCGUUUGGUGGUUCGAUUUCAGUUGACUCGGUUGAUUUAGAUCUUUUAAGAUCAGUCUUCAAUUCGGUUGUUAUAUAAACAAAAGUAUCUAAUUUUUUAUUCACUGUGAUUACCUGAUUGUUCAAGUGAUUAAAAUGGAUUCUGGAUCAGCUCAAAAUCAGCCUAAAGGUGAACAUAAUGUUGUUGGUGCUCAACCAGACAUCAAAGAUGUCGGUGAUGUUGCUAAUUUCGUUCAAACAUUAUUGCAACAAGUACAGGAUAAAUUCCAAGUGAUGUCCGAACAAAUAUUGAACCGAAUUGACGAGAUGGGCCAUCGGAUUGACGAUUUGGAACAAAAUCUAAACGAAGUGAUCCAACAAGCAGGAAUCACCGAUGAAGUAUUGACAGGAUCAACUAACACUCAGCUUACCAAAAGUAACUCAAUGCCAGCCGAUAAAUCAUCUCUAUCUAAAAGUUAAACGGAAUUGAUAUUAAUUCCAAUUAAUCACCACCUACUCCCACUAAACAACAAUAAUAAAUAUAUCAAAUAUUUAUAACACCUUUAAAAAUCACAAUACAACAACAAUUACCACAAUCAAUCAAAUCAAUCACCACCAUCCACAGUUACGCUGUUAUCACUGUCAUCAAACACAAACAAUCAUCAUCAUACAAUUAAUAGUUAACUCUCUUGAAACUGUAAACAUCCACUCAGAAACAUUCAACAAUUAUAAUUGACAAUAAAUUAUAAUCACAAAUUGUUUUCUUUUAAGAAA
Messenger RNA from Panonychus citri (citrus red mite), 855 nucleotides. RefSeq names its product heat shock factor-binding protein 1-like. The coding region runs from base 238 to 561 and encodes 107 amino acids. Gene Ontology annotation, cellular component: cytosol; nucleus. The record is from RefSeq and is a predicted model, not a curated record. Gene Ontology annotation, molecular function: transcription corepressor activity. Gene Ontology annotation, biological process: cellular heat acclimation. Lineage: Eukaryota; Metazoa; Arthropoda; Arachnida; Trombidiformes; Tetranychidae. The transcript has 2 exons.